AUGACUCGCUUCCUCCUCGUUCUCCUCGCCGCCGUCGCCGUGCAGCAGGCCGCAGCUGCCCCGGUCACCACCACGGCGCUCGCGCCUCCCCCUCCCAAGCCCACGGCCCCGGCUGCCAUGCCCCCUCAACCCUCUCAGGCGGCUCCUAAGGCUCCUAAGCCGGAUCCUAAGGGUCCCGCUAAGCCCGCCCCCAAGGCUCCCGCUAAGCCAGCUCCCGAGAGCCCUGCCAAGCCAGCUCCGGAGUCUCCUGCCAAGCCCGCUCCGGAGAGCCCUGCUAAGCCCGCUCCGGAGAGCCCCGCCAAACCGGCUCCCGAGUCUCCGGCGAAGCCCGCACCCGAGUCUCCUGCCAAACCCGCUCCAGAGUCUCCGGCUAAGCCUGCCCCUGAGUCUCCCGCUAAGCCUGCCCCGGAGAGCCCCGCCAAACCGGCUCCCGAGUCUCCGGCCAAGCCCGCACCUGAGAGCCCAGCGAAGCCUGCUCCGGAGUCUCCCGCUAAGCCUGCCCCCGAGUCUCCCGCCAAGCCUGCUCCGGAGUCUCCUGCUAAGCCUGCUCCCGAGAGCCCCGCCAAACCCGCUCCCGAGACUCCUGCUAAGCCCGCUCCCGAGACUCCUGCUAAGCCCGCUCCCAAGACGCCGGCUAAGCCCAACUAG
Messenger RNA from Thyridium curvatum, 648 nucleotides. RefSeq lists its product as uncharacterized. NCBI's taxonomy places the organism in Eukaryota, Fungi, Ascomycota, Sordariomycetes, Thyridiales, Thyridiaceae. The record is from RefSeq and is a predicted model, not a curated record. Bases 1 to 648 code for a protein of 215 amino acids. The transcript has a single exon.